Lodderomyces parapsilosis is the source of this 351-nucleotide messenger RNA. RefSeq lists its product as uncharacterized. NCBI's taxonomy places the organism in Eukaryota, Fungi, Ascomycota, Pichiomycetes, Serinales, Debaryomycetaceae. The record is from RefSeq and is a predicted model, not a curated record. The coding region runs from base 1 to 351 and encodes 116 amino acids. The transcript has a single exon.
AUGGACGAACCACUGAUUUCACACACUACAUCGUCAGAAACAGACACAUCCGCAAGAAUUGAUGACCUCCAUCCUAUCGAACUAGCAGCCCACUCACUACUAACUGGCCCACUAGAUACCCUAAGUGAUAAUUUCGAACUGUUGAACCAAUCACAAAUCAUUCUUUUGACGAGACUACGUGUUAUUGAAAAUCGAUUGAAAACGUUCAAGCAAUUGGUUGAACUGAACGAUAUUAGUGAAAAGCAAUUGUUGGCUCAAUUUAACAAGAUUAAAGACUUGACUGAUCGGAUAAAUCGGUGUUUAAAGUUGUUGGACAAGAUUGACUCUCGAAUAUCGCGAUUGGAUGAUUGA